GUUGGUUCAAACUUGUCAGCGAGAGCCUUGGCGGCUUUUGUAUUGACCUCUCUCUCUCUCUCUCUCUCUCUCUCUGUCUCUCUCUCUCCUUCUGUUAUCGUAUAAAUAUGCAAUAUUCUUUUAUCAAUUUUUUAUUUUCGUUAUUUUUUGUUACAUCUGGGUUUUGCUGGAAAAACCUUUUGGAGUCAAUUGGUAUUAUGUUAUAUGUUUGAAGAAUUUGCCGAAUCAGAUCUAUUGAGAGGAGCUUAGGGCUUGGGGCUUAAGAGGAUGGAUUGGUUUAUGUAAAUUUCAAAAGAUAUAACUUUUGGAGAGGCUUUUAAGAUAAUGUUUUCCAUUCAGAAGGGGAGAUGCUCAUGGUCUCUCUAUGCAACAAUUGCUUCAGUUGUGGCAUUGGUUUCUGUAGUUCAUCUCUUCUGGUUUCCUUUGACGCCUUCACUUGAUUACUUCAGACUAGUUCAGAAGACUUGUGUCCCAAUUAAUGGAUCUGCUGACGCAUCCAUCAAAAAUAUCAAUGAAAGCAAACAACAGCCUAUUGACCUAGAAUAUCAGUUUCCAGCUGACUUGCACAAGGCAGUUUUUUAUUGUGGUGCACCAUGGAAGGCAGAAAUUGGGCGGUGGCUUUCUGGUUGUGAUUCAAUUACUAAAGAAGUUGACAUUGUUGAGACAAUAGGUGGCAGUGGUUGCAAAAAUGACUGCAGUGGUCAAGGUGUUUGUAAUCAAGAAUUGGGACAAUGCUGGUGCUUUCAUGGAUAUAGUGGGGAAGGAUGCUCUGAGAGACAACAGUUGGACUGCAACUUUCCAGCAUCACCAGAGCAACCAUAUGGGAGAUGGGUUGUUUCAAUUUGUUCUGCUUAUUGUGACACAACAAGAGCAAUGUGCUUCUGUGGGGAAGGCACAAAAUACCCAAAUCGUCCAGUGGCUGAAGCAUGUGGCUUUCAAUUUAAGUUACCUUCUGAUCCAAAUGCUCACAAACUGUCUGAUUGGACCAAAGCUGACCUGGAUAAUAUAUUCACAACGAAUAUCAGCAAACCAGGAUGGUGCAACGUGGAUCCAGCUGAAGCAUAUGCCCUCAAAGUGAAAUUCAAAGAAGAAUGUGACUGCAAAUAUGAUGGUCUUUGGGGGCGGUUCUGUGAAAUUCCUGUGCUAUCUACUUGUAUCAAUCAAUGCUCUGGACACGGACAUUGUCGUGGUGGAUUUUGCCAGUGUAGUAGUGGUUGGUAUGGAGUCGAUUGCAGCAUUCCAUCAGUUGUAUCAUCAGUUAGAGAGUGGCCUCAAUGGCUUCGACCAGCUAAGAUUGAUGUACCGGAUAGUUUAAAUCUCACAGGAAAAGUUGUCAACCUUAAUGCUGUGGUCAAAAAGAAAAGACCCCUUAUAUAUGUUUACGAUUUACCCCCAAGCUUCAACAGCCUGCUUCUUGAGGGGCGCCAUUAUAAGUUGGAGUGUGUAAACAGAAUCUAUGAUGAGAAAAAUGCAACACUAUGGACAGAACAGCUCUAUGGUGCUCAGAUUGCACUCUAUGAGAGUAUCUUGGCUAGUCCAUACCGCACUUUAAAUGGUGAAGAAGCAGAUUUCUUCUUUGUUCCUGUUCUUGAUUCAUGCAUUAUCACCCGAGCUUAUGAUGCUCCUCACUUGAGCAUGCAGGAACAUAGGGGCUUGAGAAGCUCUCUCACUCUCGAAUUUUAUAAGAAGGCGUAUGAUCACAUUGUUGAACAAUAUCCUUUUUGGAACCGCUCAUCUGGAAGAGACCAUUUGUGGUUUUUUUCAUGGGAUGAAGGUGCGUGCUACGCCCCUAAGGAGAUAUGGAAUAGCAUGAUGUUGGUUCAUUGGGGUAAUACAAACUCGAAGCACAACCAUUCAACAACAGCCUAUUGGGCAGAUAACUGGGAUACUAUUUCUUCUUCUAGAAGGGGCAAACAUCCAUGCUUUGACCCUCAAAAGGAUCUUGUGCUUCCUUCCUGGAAAAUUCCUGAUGUUAACUCUAUAAGCAAAAAACUUUGGUCUAGGCCCCGUGACAAGCGGAAGACAUUAUUUUUCUUCAAUGGAAAUCUAGGACCUGCUUACCAAAAUGGAAGGCCAGAAGCUUCGUAUAGCAUGGGAAUCAGACAGAAACUGGCUGAAGAAUUUGGCUCAAGCCCUAACAAGGAUGGCAAGCUUGGGAAGCAACAUGCAGAAGAUGUGAUUGUUACCCCAAUACGCUCCAAAAAUUAUCAUGAGGAUUUAGCCAGUUCUACUUUCUGUGGUGUAUUUCCAGGGGAUGGUUGGAGUGGUCGAAUGGAAGACAGUGUUCUGCAAGGGUGCAUCCCAGUGGUCAUUCAGGAUGGGAUUUUCCUGCCAUAUGAGAAUGUGCUCAACUAUGAUAGCUUUGCUGUUCGGAUACGUGAAGAUGAUAUUCCAAAUCUUAUAAAUAUUCUCCGGGCAUUUAAUGAGACAGAAAUAGAAUUUAAGCUAGCCAAUGUGCAGAAAAUUGGGCAAAGGUUCUUGUAUCGUGAUUCUGUUAUGCUUGAGGCCAAGAGGCAAAAGGAUGCAUAUGGCCGUGUGGAAGAUUGGGCAGUUGAGUUCUCAAAAUUAGUUGAAGAUGAUGUCUUUGCAACAUUUGUACAGGUUUUACAUUACAAGUUACAUAAUGAUCCUUGGAGGCAACUUACUGGGGUAAACAAGGAGUUCGGAUUAUCUCGAGAAUGUUAUACAAAUACCAAGUGAAGAGCGAUUCUAACAACUAGAACUAAUUCCGAAGAGAUUGUCAUAUAGCUGAAAGGCUUUUAUGUUCAAGACCAAUUCAGAUGAACAAGUGCUUCAACAGAACAAAGUGCAGCAUCCAAUUAGAUACCUUAAAAGCCACACCUUCGUAGUCUCUUGAGGGAGACUACUUUCUAGCCAAGUGAAUACAAAAUUUAUUUAUUCAUUUAUUUUUCCAUAUGAAUGUGAAAUUUGUAACUUUGAAUACCUUUUAGAAACAGAAGUAUACAAGCGAGUUCAUUUUUUCUUUGUUGUGAAAGGAUAAGUCAAAAGUUAAAUAAAUUUUGAGUAAAAAAUUCAAUAAAUUUUGUUCAUUAUGGUUA
Ziziphus jujuba (common jujube) is the source of this 3059-nucleotide messenger RNA. RefSeq lists its product as uncharacterized. The record is from RefSeq and is a predicted model, not a curated record. The transcript has 16 exons. NCBI's taxonomy places the organism in Eukaryota, Viridiplantae, Streptophyta, Magnoliopsida, Rosales, Rhamnaceae. Gene Ontology annotation, molecular function: glycosyltransferase activity. Bases 325 to 2700 code for a protein of 791 amino acids.